AAGACACAUUUUUUUUUUAAACAUUCCAUUCCAUGCAACCAACCCGUUUUUAAGCGCAAACCCGCCUCCUUUCCAAACCGCUGCCCCAUUUCUGCUGCACUUCCUCUUAAAUCUUCACGCCUCAUAAACCACAAGAAACGAAAGGCUAAGGGUGCGCACCGGAGCGCGACUCCUUCCAAACCUGCGACGUUUCUAGUUCACUAGAGCACCGGAAAGUGCCCGGACCAAGUUCUAGCCCCAAAAAACCGACCCGCCGUUCGCCAAAAUCGCAUUUUCAUCCACGAUCCGUGCGUCCGCGAAGACCGACUCCCGAAGCUGAAAUAGUGGGGCAAGCGAUCAUAUUUGGAGAAUGGUGUCGCGGGCCCGCGAAGACUGGUGAAAGAGCAAGACUGCAUUUAAGUUUUACCAGCCGUCGGUGAUGUGAACGGCGCGCGUGUUCGCAGACUUCGCCAGCGUGCUAGUGUCCGUGGAAUUGUGGAAAAUAACGGAGAAAGUCAUCAUCACUUCCGAAGAAAAACUGCAGUGAAACCCAUGAUGUGAAAACAAGCGCCCAUUAAUCAUCCCAAUUAAAGAAAAAGAAUGUGGUGAAGAAACACCUUUUAACUGCAAACGGUGCUACAGUUACGCAAAGCCGACGUGACAAAAACGUUCAAACAGUGCGAUUUGGGGCCCAUGUGGUUUACGUGACGUGCAACCAUGACUGUCACAAUGGAGAAAAAGAGCCAUCAUCACAGGAAAAGCUCGUGGGAUUCCAAGAUGUCCGUUAGCACGAUCAGUACCGGACCAAGACAUUUCCGACGCUCCCCAAGCUCGAUUUUAUCGUCCGAUUCGGAUAUCCGUUUCACACGAAAAAAACUGACCUCACAGACCAGAUGCGGCUGUUGCAUUAUCGCUACUUUCCUUCUACUUCUGCUGGUGGCAGCUGCCGCAGUCUACAUAGCUUAUACGUACUUCAUGCCAGAAGCGCCUCCAGAGCAGGUGUUUCGGGCCACGUUUCGGGUAAUCAAAGGAGACGCGUUCUCCCCGGAACUAACCGACACCAACACCGUCAGAUUCAAAAAUAGGUCAAGGAACUACAGCGAGAGACUAAAUCUUCUGUUCAGGAGAAGCCCAGUGAGCCACGGUUUCGUAGGGACCGAAGUACUAGCUCUCGACGGCACUGAAGGUAAAGACCUCGUGGUUCACUUCGACAUCCACAUCGACCCUUCCUACACCAUCGUGCAAGCGAAAGACGUGGAAAAAAUCCUAGCCAAAGAAAUCACCCUCGACGAGUCCCUUUUUUUCCAAAACCUCACCAUCGACGCUACUAGUUUGGAAGUGAAAUCCGUCGACGUUCUCCUUACGAGUACCACCACAUCUUCACCUUCCACCGUCACGUCGCAACCCGUCACCCAAACGCCGCCUCCCCCACGCCGAUGCUUCCCCCUCCAGCUCCCCUACUGCUCCAAACUCCCCUACAACAUCACCACCUACCCUAACUUGAUGAACCACCGCAACCUCAAGGAGGUGAAAGACGACGUGAUCACGUUUCGGGAACUCGUCGAUGCGGAAUGCUACCGACACGCCUACGACUUUGUGUGUCAGAUUUUGCAGCCGUCGUGUGUGACGGGCGACGACGAGGACGAGAUGAUCCUUCCGUGCAGGAGUUUCUGCAGGGAUUUCAUGGCCGGCUGCGGCGGCCGCUUGUCGGAAAAAGUUAAGGAACUGAUCGACUGCAGCAAGUUUCCGGAAAUAAGGUGUGCGGCGAAACCAGGUUGUGUCGAGGAACUGCAGGCACGUGCACUGUCGCCACGUGUUUGCGAUGGCGUGAUUGAUUGUCAGGAUUUAUCGGACGAGAAAACGUGCACGUACUGCUCGAAGGGCUUCUUGCAUUGCGGGAAUGGGAGGAAGUGCGUGCGGAAGGAGCAGAGGUGCGACGGGACGGAGGAUUGUCCGGACGGGAGCGACGAGAGGGCGUGCCUCAGCCUAACCCCGAACGUCGAAGAUAGCAGAAAAGUCGAAAUCGUGACACCGCACCUCACGCGCUACCAUUCCGAAGGCUUCGUGGCUUUCAACGAAAAGGGCGAAAUCGGAAAGUUGUGCACAGAAAAUUUAAACCACAGCCUUCCGGUCAACCAAACCACCGAAGUACUACACACAGUAGCAUCGUCGUUAUGUAAAACCCUCAGCUACCAAAACAUUUUAUCAGUCCAAGUGGAAAAAGACCUAGAGCACAACAUGUCUUACGUGAGCAUGAAAGACCCCCUGGCGCCCGAAAUAAGCUUCGUGCGCUCUCCGUGCUUCAGCAGACAAGUACUAAAAGUGGCUUGUUCCAAUCUAGAGUGCGGCAUCCAGACCGCCGCCCCUGCGGUUCUCCCCAAAAUGGCCGCCCACGGCGACUGGCCUUGGCACGUCGCCCUCUUCAAAGAAGACGUCCACAUCUGCGACGGCACUCUCGUCUCCCCCAGCUGGCUCGUGACCACGACGUCGUGCUUCCAGGGUCAGCCGAAAGCUGAGUGGACCGCGCGCUUCGGCUCGGUCCGCUUGCUUAGUGCUUCCCCCUGGGAGCAGGAGCGCCGGAUCGUGGGUAUGGUAAAGUCGCCAGUGGAAGGCAGCACCAUAGCUAUGGUGAAGUUGGACCAGAGCGUGAUUUUUAACGACUUCGUGCGCCCGAUUUGUCUCCCGGAGGAUGUUCCUGGUGGCGAGACGGAAUGCAACACUUUGGGGUGGGCUCGGAAUCGCGAGCAAUUACAGAGGGUGCAGGUGAAGACGGCCAUGAUGGAGAAGUGCGAGAAUGUCAGUAUUUCCACGGUGAAUAGUUUGUGUACGGAGACGUACUAUGGAAAAGACGAUUGUAAUGAGGAAGAGUUUGCCGGGAGUCCCAUGAUUUGUUUGAACCCCAAGGCGAAGAGUUGGACACUAGUGGGGAUAAGUAAUUGGAGGAUUGCUUGUUCUAGUAAUAGUGUGCAGAGGCCGAGGAUGUAUGAUAAAGUGACGUCGAAUGUGAAUUGGAUGCGGGAAACGAUGAAAGCGAGCUCUUGAGGCUCGAGGAAUCGGAAUUAUGUGCCAAUUGUUGCGAUUUAAGAGACUGAAAUUAAGAGAAGACUCCGAGGGUGGGGAGUGACUUAAGUGUACUUAUGUUAAGUAUGUAGGAUUUUUUUAACGUGUGAUUACCUGUGGAAGAAAUAUUUUUGUAAAGUGAUUUGUUUGGAUUAAAUUUUUUAGUGUUGUUACUAGUCAUUAUUUCAGUUUGAUGCAUAAUAAAGGUUCAGUGUUCAUGG
Messenger RNA from Zophobas morio, 3260 nucleotides. Its product is annotated as atrial natriuretic peptide-converting enzyme. Gene Ontology annotation, biological process: proteolysis. The transcript is spliced from 10 exons. Lineage: Eukaryota; Metazoa; Arthropoda; Insecta; Coleoptera; Tenebrionidae. Bases 697 to 3021 code for a protein of 774 amino acids. The record is from RefSeq and is a predicted model, not a curated record. Gene Ontology annotation, molecular function: serine-type endopeptidase activity; protein binding.